This is a messenger RNA of Balaenoptera acutorostrata (minke whale), 1220 nucleotides long. RefSeq names its product riboflavin kinase-like. Lineage: Eukaryota; Metazoa; Chordata; Mammalia; Artiodactyla; Balaenopteridae. Bases 79 to 546 code for a protein of 155 amino acids. The record is from RefSeq and is a predicted model, not a curated record. Gene Ontology annotation, biological process: riboflavin biosynthetic process; FMN biosynthetic process. The transcript has a single exon. Gene Ontology annotation, molecular function: riboflavin kinase activity. Gene Ontology annotation, cellular component: mitochondrion.
UGUCCGGGCACCGCCUCGACGGCGGCUCCGCCGGACGCGCGGACUGGACCGCAGCCCGCACCCCGAGCGGACGGCGUCAUGAGGCACCUGCCGUACUUCUGCCACGGCCAGGUGGUGCGGGGCUUCGGUCGCGGCUCCAAGCAGCUGGGCAUCCCUACAGCUAACUUUCCUGAACAAGUAGUAGAUUAUCUUCCAACUGAUGUAUCCACUGGCAUAUAUUAUGGUUGGCCCAGUGUUGGAAGUGGAGACGUCCAUAACAUGGUGGUGAGCAUAGGAUGGAACCCAUACUACAAGAAUACAAAAAAGUCCAUGGAAACUCAUAUCAUGCAUACUUUCAAAGAGGACUUCUAUGGGGAAAUUCUCAACGUGGCCAUUGUCGGCUACCUCAGACCAGAAAAGAACUUUGAUUCUUUAGAGUCACUUAUUUCAGCAAUUCAAGGUGACAUUGAGGAAGCUAAGAAACGACUAGAUUUACCAGAACAUUUGAAACUCAAAGAAGACAAUUUCUUCCAGGUUCCUAAAAGCAAAGUAAUGAAUGGCCACUGAAGGAAAAGCAUCUUAUUUAUUCAUUCACUGUUUUCUAAUAUUUUACUGCUCAUAACUCUACAGUCUCAUCUUGGUUAUAUUUUAAAAAUCAAACAUUUUCCUACAGCUGUGAAUUAAACAGUACAAUGUAGUUAUCAUAUUAUGUUCCAACUGUUCAAUUAAACCCAUCAUGUUACAGUACUAAAAAGGUUCAUUUUAAAAAUCAAGAUUCUUUUUUAUGUAAUAUGUUGAUUAAAAUGUACUACUAGAAAGGUCUUAAGUGUUUUAUAAUGGAAAUGGAAUAUAUAUAAAUAUGGGUAACAGGCUAGUCACUAGUUUGAGAUGAGAACUAUAAUUCUCAUGGUAAAAUUCUAGCAUGCAUGUACCUGUAUAGCAUGCUCUGCUAAUCAGAAGGCUCAUAAAAGUAACUAUAUUAAGCAGAGGUUUGACAGUUUAUUACAAACCUAAGGGGAAAAAAUCCAGACUUCAUAUUUUUGAUAUUUUGUGCAUUUAUAUAUUAUUAUAGACAUGAAGACUUGUGAAAUUUCAUUUUAGUUAGUCAUUUCCUUUAAGGGCUCAAAUCAUUGUACUGUGUUCCAUUUUUGUUACAGCUGCCUCAGUUCUAAUUGGUCUAGACUCUCUCCAUAUUAUUUUUUUGUUUUUCUUUUAAAACAGUAAAAUAAGUGUUUUUCGAA